Ipomoea nil (Japanese morning glory) is the source of this 1746-nucleotide messenger RNA. RefSeq names its product putative nuclease HARBI1. The record is from RefSeq and is a predicted model, not a curated record. NCBI's taxonomy places the organism in Eukaryota, Viridiplantae, Streptophyta, Magnoliopsida, Solanales, Convolvulaceae. The transcript is spliced from 2 exons. The coding region runs from base 89 to 1399 and encodes 436 amino acids.
CGAAUAGCGAUGCAGGCAGGCUUGGUGUGUCAGACACAUCUGAUUUGUACAGAAAUCGAGGAAAGACAUUGACAGACAGAGAGAACCUAUGGAUUCUCAGCAGCGGCGGCGGCGGCGGCGUUUGGCGGCGCUGAUUUCUUCAUUGGUCGCUGAAAUCCUCUCUCUCCUCCUCCUCCUUUUCCCUCCUUCUUCUAACCCUCUUUCCAUCACGGAUUGCAUCGCAAACGGUGGAGUUCCAGUUUCCGAUCAACACGACGUCGUUCUCCCUCUCCUCCUCCAUUUUCUCUCCACCUCUGAAAUUGCCUCCACCCUCUCCCUCCAUUCUCUUUCCAAGAAACGCAAGCGUGCCCGUUUGUCGGAGCCCGACCCGGAAUCAACGCUGUGUCAACUCGUCCGGGUGGAAUCGGUGAAGCGCCGGAACCCGGACUCGUUUAAGCACUUCUUUAAUAUGAAUUCCUCCACCUUCGAGUGGCUGUGUGGGCUCUUAGAGCCGCUGCUGGAGUGCCGCGACCCAGUUGACUCACCUCUCAACCUCGACGCCGAGACCAGGCUCGGAAUCGGGCUCUUCCGCCUCGCCAGCGGCGCGGAUUUCCGGGAAAUCUCUAACCAAUUCCGGGUCUCCGUCUCCGCAUCCAAAUUCUGCGUCAAACAGCUCUGCCGGGUGCUCUGCACCAAUUUCCGAUUCUGGGUCGGGUUCCCCAGCCCGAACGAGCUCCAGUCCGUGUCAACUCAGUUCGAAACCCUCACCGGAAUGCCCAAUUGCUGCGGAGUUAUCCAAUGCGCCAGGUUCAAGAUCAGAAGAAACAAUGAAGAAGACACCAUAGCAGCUCAAAUCGUUGUGGACUCAUCCUCGAGAAUUCUAAGUAUCAUAGCGGGAUUUCGCGGCCAAAAGGGGGAUUCCCAGAUCCUAAAGUCUUCAACUUUAUACAAAGAUAUAGAAAACGGGGGAUUAUUGAAUUCCCAGCCGAUGUAUAUAAAUGGAGUGGCUGUUCCCCAGUACUUCGCCGGUGAAGGAUCCUACCCUUUACUCCCAUGGCUAAUGCUACCUUUCCCUUGCAGUGUGCCCGGCUCGAAUGAAGGGAAUUUCAACAAUGCCCAUCGUAUUACGCUCUUAUCAGCCAUUAAAGCCAUUGCAAGCUUGAGGAACUGGGGUGUCUUGAACAGCUCAAUUGAGGCAGAGGAUAAGAUUGCAGUUGCAUAUAUUGGGGCUUGCUCAAUUUUGCAUAAUAUGCUACUUAUGAGGGAGGAUUUCUCAGCUUUUAUCGACGAGCAUUCUUUGCAGUAUUGUCAGACCUCUCAGUUUCCUGAAGAGAGUUCUCCCCAGAAUAUGGCAUUGGCAUCUGCUAUAAGAGCUGCAUUGGCCACAAAACUUAGUCGAGGCCGCAAUGAAAUGGAGUGAGAAAAGGAUACAUUCAACAAUUUUGAGCCAUUUUAGACUAUCCUGCAAGCAUUUCUUUGUUUCAAUUCACUUAGGGGAGCUGAUAUUAUUCAUCUUUUUUUCUGGAUUUUACAUUCAUGACCAUAGUUCCUAGUUUUCACAUUAACAUCUAUCUGAAUAUGAUACUAGAGCCACUCUGAUCUGAUGUGGUAGUUAUCUUCAUACUUCAUAGUAGUGGGAAUUGCAAUUAUACAUACAUACCCAGUACAGAAUUGAGAUAUAAAUUUUAUUUCCAUGUUUGCAAGUUGUACUCAUUGUUCUAACUCUAGUUCGUUACUGCAAUUUGUUUUCUUGGAAUUCUACUGCAA